AUGGCAACAAAAGCAAAAGAAAAUUCAGUUGUUGGAAAGGAGAAGAAGGUCACAUCUUCAAAUUCUCACAUCACAACCACCAAAAGGACCACCAAACCCUCCACAGCAACAACUACAACCUCCACAACAACAACAACUAGCUCCAUUAAGAAGCCUAACUCAACCUCUUUAGCAGAGAAAAACACCCCCAACUAUCUCAAGCCCACUUUAACUUCACGCCAUGAAGUGCCCUCUUCCAAACAACCCAAAACUAACUCUCCCAACAACAAGCCUUCUGAAAUCAGAAGAAGAUCUAUGGACAAACCACGUACCUCUUCAAACUUGACAAGAACUGCCUCACGUAGGUCUUCCAUUGGCCCACUUGCUAAAACUACUAUCCCUUCCAAACCCAUUUCAGAUAGGACCUCAAAGGCCCCUAGUGAUGGAAAAACUAGGCCACCACUUCUCACAAAGGUUCCAAAGAAAACCACCCCUACUACUUCCACUGCUACCUCUACAAGCACCAGGAAGGUAGUAGCCAAUAGGGAUCAUGGUUCUGUUAAGUCAACAAAGUGCAUUCUUAGGAAAACUGCAAAACCUGUAAGUGUUGAAACUGAGCAAGUUAUUAAGGAAGUUACAAGCCAAGAAAGUGAAGUGAUAAAGGUGGAGAACGAAGCACGCAAAGUACAUGAGGUUGAACAUGUGGUUGAUAUCUCACCUGAUGUUGAAUCCGCACAUGAGAUUGAAAAUGUUCACGGCCUUCAGAACUCUGGUCCAUCUCAUUAUCUAGUUGAUGAUGAUGAGAGGGUAAUUUCUACAGUGCCGGAAGCAGAAAAAGAGUCACUUGAAGAGAAAGCAAAAGAUGCGGAACAUGAAGUAGAGGAAGAUAAAGAAAACCAGGAUGAAGGAGGCAAUAAGGAAAAUGAGAGUGAAGGUGAAGUUGUUGUUAGUGAUGCAGGUAAAAGUGAAAGUGAAGGUGAAGGUGAAGGUGAAGGUGAAAGUAGGAUUAUUGUAAUGGAAGAUCAUAGAAGUGAGAACAACAACAACAAUGAAGGAGAGGCAGUGGAGGAAGGAAAAGUAGUUGAAAAGGUAGAAGAGGCCAAGGGUGAGGCAACACCAUCAAAGCAAUCAUUAGAAGAAAGGAAAAAUGGGAAAAAGGAGGCUCAGAUAUUCAAUGAUGUGAUUGAAGAAACUACAAGCAAGCUUAUGGAGGCAAGGAAGAACAAAGUGAGGGCUAUGGCUGGGGCAUUUCAAACUGUAAUUGAUCAUCAAGCCACAUCAAUAUGA
Molecule: messenger RNA, 1266 nt
Organism: Sphenostylis stenocarpa
Lineage: Eukaryota; Viridiplantae; Streptophyta; Magnoliopsida; Fabales; Fabaceae
Source: the annotation of a GenBank genome assembly